Messenger RNA from Closterium sp. Naga37s-1, 3846 nucleotides. Lineage: Eukaryota; Viridiplantae; Streptophyta; Zygnematophyceae; Desmidiales; Closteriaceae. The record is from the annotation of a GenBank genome assembly.
AUGCAAUGGUCGACGGUGUGUGAGGGGGUGGUGGUGGGUACGAGCCCUGCCACUGCUGCUGACGUGGAUGUGAUCAAGCGGAAUAUUGGCGCUGAUGCCAUGCUGUGCCUUGAGGUGCGCGCGCGGGAAUGGGAGGGAGGGGACGGGUGCAUGGGUGGUGAUGGGAGCGUGGGUGAACGUAGAACCGUUCGCUCACGAACGGACGACUGCAGGGACGCUCUGGGGCUGGCGUGGAGCGAGGUGAAGGACAUGGCGCAACGGGCGGGCAUCGUCGCGCUCAGAGUGCCCAUGCGCCCCAUGGACUCCGCCAACCAGGUGCGCCAGGGGCUCCGCCGACCAGGUGCGCCAGGGGCUCCGCCGACCAGGUGCGCCAGGGGCUCCGCUGACCAGGUGCGCCAGGGGCUCCCCCCGCCCUUCUCCCCCUGCCCUUCUCCCCCUGCCCUUCUUCCCCUGACCUUCUCCCCCUGCCCCUCUCCCCCUGCCCUUCCCCCUCUGCCCUUCUCCCCCUACCCUUCUCCCCCUACCCUUCACCCCCUGCCCUUCUCCCCCUGCCCCUCUCCCUUGCCCCUCUCCGCGUACCUGUCCCCGCCUGCCCGCCCUGCCUCCCCACAGGGCGCGCUUCUCCCCGAAGCUAUCCGCGUGCUGUCAGCGCUGCUGCACGCGGGGCAGAACCCUCCGCAGCCGCAGGCGCAGCCGCAGGCGCAGCAGCAGGCGCAGAGAGAGGAGGGCGGCGGUGGCGAGGGGAGUGCAGGAGGAUACAGGUCUGAGACUGAGAGGGAGGGAGGAGGAGAAGGUUCGCAAGUGUGGGACGAGGCGGCUGGAUGGGCGAGCAGUGAAGGAGGAUGGGUGGCGCCAGGGGCAUCAGCAGGAGCAUCGCCAACAGCAGCAGCAGCAGCAGCAGCAGCAGCAGCGGUGUCAUCGCCCCAGCGCACUGUGUUUGUGUGCUGCACGUCGGGAUGCCACCGCAGCCCUCUGGUGGCCCUCGGCUUCCUCACAUUCGUGCGGGGUAUGGAGUACCGUGAUGGCAAGACGCUGCUCAUCCACGCCUGCCCAGAGGCCGUGCCCUCCUUCCAAGCAUGGGACGACGUGAGUCUCACUGUCCCUUCCCCUCCUUCUCCCCAUGAGAUCCUGUGCGCUGGCCCAUGCCACGACGCGAGCAGCAAGCUAGCAGCGGUGGACAUGAAGGGGCUGACCAUGCGAGCGGAGGACAUCAAGGCCCGCCGCGUGCAGCAGGGCCUCCCGGGCGAGUCCGUCGACGACUGGCUGGCGGCACAACGGUCGCUAGUGGCGGAUCACUUUCAGCAGCAGCUGCACAACGACCUCGUUAUUGCCAACUCCCUCUACAAGGUACUGCUGCUCAACGAUCACUUUCAGCAGCAGCAGCAGCAGCACAGCGUGCGCUCCCCGUUCCCAUUCCUCCCUCGCCCUCCCAUCCUUCCUUUCUUCCACCCCCCCCUGCUGCUUCGCUGGCUGAAACAUGACGUGAUCGCCCCUGAGGACCCGCCAGCAGCGGCAGAGAGCCGAGCGCAGGGAGUUGGAACCUCAGCCGCGGCAGCCUUGGAGGUUGAAGCUGCAGGCGCAGGGGCAGGCGCAGGCGCGGCAGCAGCUGUGGCAGCAGGGGUGGGUGCGGCAGCUGUGGCGGCAGCUGCUAUGAUCGGUGAGCCUGCUGUGGCUGAGCCUGGGACAUCAGGCGGGGACGUGUUGGGAGAACUGGAUGGGUCUGCUGCUGCUGCUGGUGCUGAUUCUGAUGGGACGUUGGGCGGUGGGAUUUUUGCGGAGGAUGUGGGCCUGGAAGGGGACUGGAGUGAGGUAGAGGGAGAGGGAGAGGGAGAGGGAGAGGUUGUGGAGGGUGGAGAGGAGGUGGAGGAGGAGCGAGAGGGAGGGGAAGAGGAGGAGUGGCAUGCAACGGCGGAGUGGCUGGGAUCGACGGGCGAGUGGGAGGAUUCGGAAGAGUCGGAGGCUGAGGGCGGUGUGGGAGGAGGAGUUGUGGGUGAGAGAGAGCGUUUGGAAGCACAGAGGGAGCUGGAUGAUGGUGAUUUGAUGGCGGCUGCGGUUGGUGCUGAGGCUGGUGCUGCUGCUGCUGCGGCGGCGGCGGCUGUGGGUGCGGUUGGAGAGCUGGGAGGAGGAGUUGAAAGUGGGGAGUGGUUGGGGAAGAGGGGUGAUGCAGGGGUUGAGAGCGGUAGUGACGGCGAAUGGGGUGCUACUGGUGGUGGUGUUUUUGUUGGGGCAGCAUGGGGGGAUGAGUACGAGCAGCAGUACCAGGAGUGGCGUAAGGAGGAGGAGGCGCGGGAGAGUGAGAAUGAGAAUGCAAGGUGGGAUGCAAACGAGGAAGAGAGAGGGGAAUGGGAAGAGGGUGGGGAGAACAGGGAGGGGGUGUUUGGGGAAGGUGGUGAUGAUGAUUUGGAAGCGAGGGUUGGAGAGAGGCUGCUGGAGAUAGUGGGUGGGGUAGGGGAGGGUGUGGGAGAGGGUGUGGGGGAGGGUGUGGGGGAGGGGGAGAGCGAGGAGGAGGAGGGAGUGUUUGUCACUGCUGAACAAGAGAGGGGCCUGAACGAGGAAGAAGAAGGGGAAUGGAACGAGAGGGAGGAGGGGGAAAAGGAGGAGGAGGAGGAAAUGGAGGAGGGGGUGGAGGAGGGAGUGGAGGAGGAGGAGUGGCAGGGGAGUGGGGAGGUGGAGAACGGCGAGGUGCUUGGUUUGAGGGAGGCGCUGGCAGCCAUGCAGGAGGAGCUACGACAGGCCGUGGGCUUGCAGGCUCAGGGAGCGAGGGACAAGCUUAUGGCAGACAUGGCCCGAGCUGGUCUUGCUGCAGGAGCAGCAGCCGCGGCGACUGCAGCAGUUGCAGCUGCAACUGGCGGAGCGCUGGGAACAGCUGAGCAGCAGAAGCAGCAGCAGCAGCAGCAGCAGCAGCAGAAGCAGCAGGCACCGAUCUCGGAGCAGCAGCAAGAGUCAGAGGAGCAGGAUGAUGAGAGCCAGGAGGGCAAGGAGAAGGAGCGUGAGGAAGCUCUUCUUCUCGCCCGCAGCAGAGCCGACUUCCUCCUCCGCCGCCUCGACAUUGUGACUCAGCGCGAGGCCUCUGCUCGUGACAGCCUGGCCGCCGCCCGCCGCCAGCUGGAAGCCACGUCUGAGCUGGCAGGGUCUCUGCGGGCGGCGCAGGCGGAAGCGGCGGCGGCCAGGGAGGAAGCGGCAGCAGCGAAGGCGGAAGCGGCGGAGGCGGUUAGAAGGGAGCAGCAGCUGCAGGCGCUGGUGCAGGCUGGUGAAGCGGAUGUGGCAGCAGCACGCGCGCGAGCAGCGGCAGCAGAGGCAGAGGUGAGGGCGAGGGUGGCGGAGCAGGUGCAGAUGGAGAGGAUGAUUCGUGCUGCAGAGGAGACGGCAGCGGCAGCAGAGGGGAGGCUGCGAGCGGGACUGGAGGCUGGAGAGGCGAGGGUGAAGGCGGCUCAGGUUACUGCUGCGGGGGCGAGGAGGAGGGAGGAGCAGGCGAGGGUGGCAGUGGAGGUGGCAGAGAGGAGGGCGGCGGCUCUUGAGAGGGAGUUGCUUAUGAUGAAGACACGGCUGCAGGGUAUGGAGGGUGCGGAGGGUGGCGAGGUUGCGCUGGAGGCAGCAGAGCAGCGGGUGCAGGCAGCAGAGGAGCGCGCUCAGUUUGCAGUGCGGCAGCUGGAGGUGAUGCGUGCACAGAGGGAGGAGGGGCAGAGGCGUGCUGAGGCGGCAGAGAGGAGGGCGAAGGAGCUCGCUGUGAGGGUGGCGGAGGUGGAACAGAAGGUGGCGGAGGCUAACUCGCAGGCGCGGCUGUUUAAUAUGUGUGUGGAGGCCAUGGCUAGGGAGGAUGGGGAGAGCGAUGGAGGAGAGAAGUGA